GAAGCAAUUGAAUAGGUUGGUCCUUGGCUCAUUCAAUGUCGUCUUCAGCCUGGUCCUUUAUUUGUGAGACACUACAGACUUCAAAGACUGCUACUUAUUUUGACCUUAACUAUUUCAAUAAGCGCAGGCGCCACGGAGAGGUGGUCGCGAACGAAGACACUACAAAGCCACGGAAGGUACGACAUUCACCCGUCGCUCGAGACUCUUUCGCUGCACGUGGUUCAUCUCCCUAUGUGCCACCCAACGCAUCUUUCGCGCAGAAAGACAAAGGUUCCAGCUCCUCUCAUCAUUCUGGUGGGCCCCCGCCAUCAGUAUUGCGACCUCAGCAUGCUUCGCAGCCUUACAGAGAGGACAGCGAUGACGAUGCAGAAAGUGGUCACAUAAUGGGCGCGUGGCAGCCAUUCCCAGGUCCAGGUCCCCGCAGCUCAUACGACCGCACAUCCAUUAGCACACCUCACCAACACUCCAAUUCAGGUUUCUCCCGCAUCGGUGGCAGUCGUGCCCACUAUGACUCACCAUAUGCGAUUCGCAGUGGGCCGGUGUCUGUUGGCACACCAACGAAGACGAUCUAUGACGAUGAAGAACUACCUACUCCAACUGCUUCCAUAGCGAAUGUUACGCGCCUUCCUGCCCUCAUGGGCUCUGGACUACCUACUGGAGCAAUGUUGCCACACAUGCGCACAAAGAGUCAAACAACAGUUAUUAUUGGAGAUGUAGCUGCAUUGAAUGCAACACCUGUAAAUGCUCCUACGCAGGAGGAGCAUCCUUCGAUGGCGACCAAGACGAAUGGCGGGGAAUCAAACAACAGUGAUCCCGACCAACCACAGAAGAGACAUUGGUACAACAUUCGAAGGAAUCCUAGGCACAGCGAGGGUGAUCGACUGGACAGUGGGGUGAGGUGGAGCCUGAAGGCAGUUCAUCUCCCAAGGAUUCUGGAAAGUCGUUCAUCGCUAUUCGGGCACGGAAGCCUCAAUCAUCACAACCUGAUACCCAUCCACACAUUCACAAGGUUAGAUACUCAAUGGACGAAACUGGAGCAGACCCAACUAACUCUAACGCAACUCGACCAUUUGUACCGUUAG
Molecule: messenger RNA, 1082 nt
Organism: Suillus fuscotomentosus
Lineage: Eukaryota; Fungi; Basidiomycota; Agaricomycetes; Boletales; Suillaceae
Exons: 4
Coding region: 36-1082 (348 amino acids)
Source: RefSeq, a predicted model, not a curated record